Lemur catta (Ring-tailed lemur) is the source of this 2648-nucleotide messenger RNA. It is a transcript of the gene TDRD3, whose product is annotated as tudor domain containing 3. Gene Ontology annotation, molecular function: protein binding. The coding region runs from base 141 to 2375 and encodes 744 amino acids. Lineage: Eukaryota; Metazoa; Chordata; Mammalia; Primates; Lemuridae. Gene Ontology annotation, cellular component: nucleus. The transcript is spliced from 14 exons. The record is from RefSeq and is a predicted model, not a curated record.
ACUGAGCAUGCCCAGUUGCAGAGCCGACCGGAGGAGUUUUUUUCUUUUCUUUUCUUUUUUUUUUUUUUUUGGGUCUCAAGUAGGAGGCCUCCCCCCGACCCCCACCCCAGCCCCCGCCACCCCCGGCCUAAGCAGCUACCAUGGCCGAGUUACUCGGCGCGGCGUUGUCCCAGGCGGGUUGGUAUCUUUCAGAUGAAGGCAUUGAAGCUUGCACAAGUUCUCCUGACAAAGUCAAUGUAAAUGACAUCAUCCUGAUUGCUCUCAAUACAGAUCUGAGAACAAUUGGCAAGAAAUUCCUCCCCAGUGACAUCAAUGGUGGAAAGGUAGAAAAGCUUGAAGGUCCAUGUGUUUUGCAAAUUCAAAAAAUUCGCAAUGUUGCUGCACCAAAGGAUAACGAAGAAUCUCAGGCUGCGCCAAGGAUGCUGCGAUUGCAGAUGACUGAUGGUCACAUAAGUUGCACAGCAGUAGAAUUUAGUUAUAUGUCAAAAAUAAGCCUGAACACACCACCUGGAACUAAGGUUAAGCUCUCAGGCAUUGUUGACAUAAAAAACGGAUUCCUACUUUUGAAUGACUCUAAUACCACAGUCCUUGGUGGUGAAGUGGAGCACCUUAUUGAGAAAUGGGAAUUACAGAGAAGCUUAUCAAAACACAAUAGAAGCAAUAUUGGAACUGAAGGUGGACCACCUCCUUUUGUGCCUUUUGGACAGAAGUGUGUAUCUCAUGUCCAAGUGGAUAGCAGAGAACUUGAUCGAAGAAAGACAUUGCAAGUUACAAUGCCUGUCAAACCUACAAAUGAUAAUGAUGAAUUUGAAAAACAAAGAACUGCUGCUAUUGCAGAAGUUGCAAAGAGCAAAGAAACCAAGACAUUUGGAGGAGGUGGUGGUGGUGCUAGAAGUAAUCUAAACAUGAGUGCUGCUGGAAAUCGAAAUAGGGAAGUUUUACCAAAAGAAAAGUCAACCAAAUCAGAGGGGAAACAUGAAGGUGUUUAUAGAGAACUGGUUGAUGAGAAGGCUCUGAAGCACAUAACAGAAAUGGGCUUCAGUAAGGAAGCAUCGAGGCAAGCUCUUAUGGAUAAUGGCAACAACUUAGAAGCAGCAUUAAAUGUACUUCUUAACAGCAAUAAACAGAAACCUGUUAUGGGUCCACCUCUGAGAGGUAGAGGAAAAGGCAGGGGGCGAGUAAGAUCUGAAGACGAAGAGGACCUGGGAAAUGCAAGGCCAUCAGCACCAAGCACACUAUUUGAUUUCUUGGAAUCUAAAAUGGGAAAUUUGAGUGUGGAAGAACCUAAGUCACAGCCACAGCAGCUUCAUCAGGGACAACAUAGAUUGUCAAAUACUGAUCAAAAUGGAGUAAAAGAAAAUAAUCAACCAAGACAUCUUCCUAGAAAUGAUAGCAGGCAGCCAAGAAAUGAAAAACCUCCUCGUUUUCAAAGAGACUCCCAACAUUCAAAGUCAAUUUUAGAGGGCAGCGGAUUACCUAGAAAUAGAGGUUCUGAGAGACUGAAUACUUGUUCAGGAUCUGAUGUAUGGGCUGAAGAGAGAGUCAAGUGUGAUAGACCAUAUUCUAGAUAUGACCGAACUAAAGAUACUUCUUACCCAUUAGGUUCUCAGCACAAUGAUGGUGCUUUUAGAAAAAGAGAUAACUCUAUGCAAAGCAGAUCAGGAAAAGGUCCAUCCUAUGCAGAGGCAAAAGAAAAUCCACUUCCUCAAGAAUCCAUAGAUUAUAAUAAUCAAAAACGUGGAAAAAGAGAAAACCAAACAGCUAAUCCUGAGCAUUUUUAUGAUAGGAAAUCACGAACAUUAAGUAAUGAAGCUUUCAGUGGUAUAAAAAUUGAAAAACAUUUUAAUGUAAAUACCAAUUGCCUGAAUCCCGUUCGAAGUAAUAGCUUCAUUGGUGUUCCAAAUGGAGAGACAGAAAUGCCUCUGAGAGGAAAACGAGUAGGACCUAUUAAGCCAGCAGGACCCCUCACAGCUAUACCCUAUGAUGAUAAAAUAUUUUACAAUAGUGGGCCCAAAAGAAGAUCUGGGCCAAUUAAGCCAGAAAAAGUACUAGAAUCAUCUAUUCCUAUGGAGUAUGCAAAAAUGUGGAAGCCUGGAGAUGAAUGUUUUGCACUUUAUUGGGAAGACAACAAGUUUUACCGGGCAGAAGUUGAAGCCCUCCAUUCUUCGGGUAUGACGGCAGUUGUUAAAUUCAUUGAUUAUGGAAACUAUGAAGAGGUGCUACUAAGCAAUAUCAAGCCCAUUCAAACAGAGGCAUGGGAGGAAGAAGGCACCUACGAUCAAACUCUGGAGUUCCGCAGAGGAGGUGAUGGCCAGCCAAGACGAUCCACUCGGCCAACCCAGCAGUUUUACCAACCCCCCCGGGCUCGAAACUAGUAUGAAAAGAAUCUUUGUGAAGAAAGGAACUGUUGACUGAAAUAUCCUGGUCAAAACCUGUUGAUAGACUUCCUACUCUCCCUUCAGAAUAAGAAGCAGCCACAGUGGCUAUUAGUAUAUGAAGAAAGAAAAAGAAGAUUUUAGGGUGGAAAAAAGGUUCAACCCACACAAAGAAUGGAAAAAAUACUGAAUUAAAUAAAGCAAACACCUUUUGCAAAUGAAAGGAAGAAUUUUUUUCUUCUGCCAUAAAUAAAACCAUUGUGCUAUUAUAUA